This is a messenger RNA of Seriola dumerili (greater amberjack), 923 nucleotides long. It is a transcript of the gene cabcoco1, whose product is annotated as ciliary associated calcium binding coiled-coil 1. Lineage: Eukaryota; Metazoa; Chordata; Actinopteri; Carangiformes; Carangidae. Bases 97 to 714 code for a protein of 205 amino acids. The transcript is spliced from 7 exons. The record is from RefSeq and is a predicted model, not a curated record.
UUCAAAACAGAAGGCUGGAACCAGCUAUCAUUCCAACUAAGAUCUUCACCGUUGAGGCCGAAGGGCUGUUGCUAUGGCAACGACAAUAGCGUCAACAUGUCUGGAGGAGCUACACGUCGUGAAAAUAAAGAGCAACCAAAAGUAAAGGACAGUAAACUACAGAAAGAGGACGCUUUGUUUCUGCAGUGGGAAGCGCUGUUUCUCCAACAAACCGCAGAGCUGCAGCAGCGCGGCGCAGACGACCUUCUGUUGGAACUGAAGGAGAUCCUGGGCUUUAGAAACCAUCAGACCUGUAUGAAGGAAGCUGCCCUCCUUGAUUACUACGUCUUUGGUUUCUGGUGGACUAAAGAGGCCAAGUUCACCCCCAAACAGACCGCCUUCACCAUAGCUGUACUACACAUGCUGCUGGAGAACAUAAGAGAGAAACAGAUGGGUUUAGUGGAGAAUUUGAUGGAGUUUGCUAAGGCCUUAGCUACUGCCUGCCAAACGUCAGAGGAAGACACCACUUCACUUCUGGACAGAGAUGAAGCCACAGAGCUCAUAUGUUACAUCAGAAACAGUUUGUUUCAGAAGUACAGACUCUACCAGCUUCUCCUCACCACACCGAGAGAGGAGUUACUGACAGGCAUGAAGAGAACCAUUGAGGUGUUCAGUUGUCAGGAUGCUCUCAUGCCGUUGGAGGAAGACAUUUCCAAUCAUAUCUACUUCCAGUAAUCAGACUUCCUGAUAUCCAGAAAAAUGAACAGGUGAUGAUGGCUACAUGGAUGGAUGGACCCAAUGAGUGUGAGCUGUGACAUGUGAUUCCCUUGUUGUCCACAGUGGGUAUUGUCUGGAAUCAUACUAUAGCAACAGUACUAUAUUUGUUUCCAUUUUGCUUUGUUUUUAGUACCCAUCAUUGCCACCCUUAUUCUGUCUCAUCUUGU